This is a messenger RNA of Scatophagus argus, 2865 nucleotides long. RefSeq names its product protein rapunzel-like. The transcript is spliced from 3 exons. The record is from RefSeq and is a predicted model, not a curated record. The coding region runs from base 226 to 1401 and encodes 391 amino acids. Lineage: Eukaryota; Metazoa; Chordata; Actinopteri; Scatophagidae.
CAGCCACCCAAGUGUUUUUUCCCCCGCGUUUCUGUCUGACUGGGUGUGUCUCUGCUCUGUAACAUGAGAGCCACAUGACCAAUAGGAAGACAAGCAGUCCUGAAGUUAGUCUAUUUCUUCCGCAAACUUUUUAAGUUUUUGCUGUGUUGUAAGAGGAGCAAGGGGGCAGGCCACAGAACAACAACUCUGAAACACAACUAAUCAGCCCCAGAGACUUCUGCAAGGAUGGCAAACAAGCUACAGCAGCUUGUCGCAGAGAAGAAGAAUGUGGUGGAGACAGUCAUGGAAGUGUUUGAACAGGGAGCUGAAGUGGUGGCCAGUAUCGCCGGUGACCUUUUCCCUGUUUUCUCCAUUGCUGCUCCAAUUGUUAAACUGGCCCUGGACAACGUAGAAAGCAAUGAAGCUGUAUUCAUGAAGGAACAGUUUCAGAAAGUGCGGGACCGUCUGGAGGUGGUCUCAGAGGAGAUUCAGAGGAUCAACGACGAGAUCAAGAAGAGUGGAUUGGAUGCUGUAUAUUUCCCAUUAGAAGAGAACAUCACUAACCAGUUUAGGAAAUACAUGGACAUCCUUAAUGCCAAACCCAAGUUCCGGGAGGUCAAGAAGAAGCUUUUCCUGGAGCAUUUUGCCAAAACCGGUGGCGACAAAAACCUGCACACCCUGUACAAUGCCGUGACUGGAGAUAACAUCUCUGGCGAAUCUGUACUCGAGAUCACCCUGAACUACGAGGAGAAAAGUCGCCGGCCGGUGGAGGACUUCUGUGCCAGGCUGAAGAAGCUCUUCUGUAUCGGGCUCAUAGCGCUGUUGGGCCAUGCUGCUCUGAAGGGAUAUGAUGAAGAGGAUGAGCUUCUGAAAGAGUGGAGUGAGAAGAUGAAGGUUGUCCAGGAUAAAGUGAAUGCUGUCAUCGAAGACUGCAUUGUCAGCUUCCCUAAACAAGCUGAGGUGGAUUCCUGUCGACUGGUGAGAGACCAUUCGCACUUAACCAACCAGCAGCUUGCUGAUGCUCUCAUAGAGAACUUAAAGAAGAAGUAUGACUGGGUGGGCUGGUCAGUCCGCAUAUUCAAGUCCCCUUCAGGCCUGUUCGCCAACAAGAAGGAUUACCACUGCUCGACAGGGAGGAGUCGUUUCCAGGUCCCUUCAUCAGAUGAGAAACUUAAUGUCUGGGUGUCCUACAGCUCCUCGCCUGAGCCUGUGGAUAAAAAUCUCAUCCAGCAGCUGAUCCAGGGUCAGAAGAAACCCACGGUGGUGGGUGUAGCUGAGCUCCUCUUUAAGGAGUUGCCUGGCGACUGCGUCGUCCACACAAUCAAGCCCAGCAAAGACCUGGUCUGCUCUCAGAGCUUCACAGAUGAGCUCCACUACUGGGAGGACCACAAAAACUUCUACGUCUGUGUUCACUCGGCUUGAAGUCGAAGACACUGAACAAAACUCUCAAAAACCACUCAUUCUAUGUUUGUACGUUACUUCAUAGUUACAGGGAUAAUCAGAGUCUCAUGCUGCCUCUCUGCUUGGCCUUAGCGAUGAAAUAUUACACAACAUCUGCCUUAAUUUCACCUCUAAUCGUUUUUAAUGAAUUAUUCUCUUUUUCUAUGAAUGUUUACACUCUCUUGCAGACAUAGAGGUGCAUCAAGUCAGAUUUAUUUAUAUAUCCCAAUGUCCCAAAUUUGCUUGAUGGGGCUUUUCAGUCUGUACAGCAUAGGACACCGUCAGUCCUUUAACCCUAAAUUUUGAUAAGGAAAAAAAGGAAGAAACUCCAGGAAGAACAGCAGACAGGUUUACAGUAGAUGUCAUAUGUGCACCCCUUUAUUGAGGCUGUGUUAUAGCCCAGAGUCUCUUUUUGUUAUGAAAAUGUAGUAACAUGUUUUAACAUCAUUAUCUGCAAGUAAACAGUUGCAGAAAAACAGUGGGAAUAAGAUCUAUAAUUGUAUUUUCUCCUGAUGUUUUGUUACAUGCUGGGAAAGCUUCAUUUAGACUCAGGCUGUUAUACAGAGAUUAUGUUUUGCUGAUAGCGAUGAGAAGCGACCUCGCUCUGUUGAGGACAGAUCCACCAAAGUCGUGAGAGAAAAUCCAAACAUGUACAGAGACUGUAACAGAAGCGUUCAUUUUCACUUUUUGUACUCAUCGGACAGAAACAGUAAAUCUUGAUACAAACAGCUUAAAUCAAGCGCGAGAGACGAGACCUCAGACAACAUCUGCUGCCGUGAACUUUAUUUACACACCCUGCCACAUGUGGAGGCGUAGCGACGGCGACGCUUUGUUUACAUACACAUUCCUGGCAUAGCGAUUCCUGUGUCACAUCUUUACCUGUGUGGUUAUGCAACACAAACUGGAAAGCUGUUCCUACUCUCAGCCCUCAGCAUCACUUACUUUGUACUUAUAUGUAGAAGAUUUAAUUUGAAAUAAGAAUAAACUAAUAAUAAAUAAUUUUUGGCUAUGUUAAUCUUUCUUUUGGCAUCUUUACGUUUCGUUUUGAAGAGAUUUUGAUCACAUUUGGUCAAUCCGACCAUGAAACCGACACUACAUUGUGAGAACUAAAAUACAUGGAUGCUACAGAAGGAUCCUGUCAGUAGGCUACUGAGCUGUUUUGAUUAUUUUAGAUAUUUUGUGUGUUAUUGCACACCACGAUAAUCUGUGUGUUUGCUCUUUGUUUGUGUAUUGUUUAUAUGCCAUUACAUAAGUUUAAUAAUUUUUGCGCAUUCUAUCAUUUCUCCAAAACAUACCCCAUAUAUUCUGUAUAAUUAUGUUGCAUUCCUGUGUCAUAUUAUUUGUAUUUCCAUAUGGUAUAUUUGGGCUGUCAGUGUCUCAAAAUCCUGUUGGUACCACAAAGCAAUGAAUGUAAUAAAUCUUUCAAAUAAACUCCAUCUUACAUCA